This is a messenger RNA of Cuscuta epithymum, 1460 nucleotides long. Lineage: Eukaryota; Viridiplantae; Streptophyta; Magnoliopsida; Solanales; Convolvulaceae. The record is from the annotation of a GenBank genome assembly.
UAAAUCUAUAAAUAAAUCUAUCUAUUUCUCCAUUGAACAUUUCAUUAUUAAGAAACAACUUCUCUUCUGCAUAUGAUUAUGGAGACAGUUUGUACUAAAGAUCGAAUCUUUCAACUCUCUUCCGACCCGCGGCGGUUUUACUUCAACAAUCUCGACGGAAUUUCUCCGAAAAGUUUGGAUCUUGAUACGUUCUUGGAAUCUCCGGCGACUUAUAAUACUUUCGGGGGUUCAAAUUUUCGUAAGUUCUUGCCCUACAACAAUCUUGAUGACGAUGAAGACGACCCUUUUGCCGCGGAUCUUUUCCGGAUGUACGACUUUAAGGUCCGCCGCUGCACCCGCAGCCGCAGUCAUGACUGGACGGAUUGCCCGUUUGCCCACCCCGGCGAGAAGGCCCGCCGGAGAGAUCCCCGGAAGUUUCACUACUCCGGCGCCGUCUGCUCGGAGUUCCGAAAGGGUAACUGUAGCCGUGGAGACAACUGUGAGUUCGCUCACGGGGUUUUCGAGUGCUGGCUCCAUCCGGCCCGGUACCGGACGGAGCCCUGCAAAGACGGCCGGAACUGCAAGCGCAAGGUGUGUUUCUUCGCUCACACUUCCCGCCAGCUUCGGGUUCUGCCGGUGAACGGCCCUGAAAGUAGCAGCUCCGCCGCGGCGGCGGCCAAGAAGAAGUACUACCGGAAUCUGAGCAACAGCAGUAUGUAUUGCCACUCGCCGACCUCGACUUUGAUGGGUAUUCCACAGGUUUCCCCGCCGUCGUCCCCUUCCCUCUCUCCGCCCAUGUCACCGGCCGCGGCAAUCCCGUUUUGUCGGUGCUGCGGCGUCGAGCCGCCGUAUGGAGUGGCUUCCGGCGGUCAUUUUGAUGCCAUUGCGAUGCUGAAUUACAAAAAUGCUUUGACCGAACUGGCCAAACAGGUAACGGUAAGCAGGAAUAUAAACAGAAAAGCCAAUCUCAUUGCGAAUAUUCCGUCGGUCAAUGUCGGAGUCAACUCCAUUAUUGAACACGCGGAUUAUUACAACAAAAAUUUGAAGAGUUGUAAUUCGGACUUGCCCGGUGGGAGAAUCAACUGCGACGGUGGUGAAGGGAAAUACAACAAUGACGGAGGGUUGACUGGGAUUGACCUCGGUUGGGUCAACGAUCUGUUGACCUAAUUAACAAGAUUGAACAAGGCUAAGUACAUGGAGAAUUAUGUACAUAAUCUACUGAUAAAGAUGCUGGGGGUGCACCAUAUAUCUGGUUCGACUAUUUAUUAUAGGAGUAUUACGUAUAUGGUUGUGAAAUUAUGUGAUGAUUAUAUUUACUUUUUCAGAUUUUUUGAGCUUAAAGCAUGUCGGGGAGUGUUUAAACUAGCUAAUUGCUCCUGAUGUCAGCUUUUAAUUUAAGUAGUGUUUAAUUACGUGUUUGAUUUCCGGUAUUCAUGUAAAAUCGAAUGUGAUGUCCUUUUCAAUGAAGUGUUACUGUUUGC